CUUUCCCUUCCUCUCGCAAACACACUCGCAAAAACCCUUCAAAUGCUUUGGCUGACGCAGUCUCUCUCUGGCAAACGCUCUCCAAUUCGUGAAAGCACAACUUUCCCUCUCUCUCGCAAACGCUCCAGCCGCCGUAGAUCUCGACUUUCUCUCUCUCUUGAAAAUGCUCUUGGUGUCAUUUGAAGGAGCUCACCAAACGCUCGCAAAAACCCUCGCAUCCGCUGUGAUACACGUUCGCCGUCGAAAUCAACCUCUAGCCACUGCUGUCUCUUCCUCUUCCCUAUUCAUCUUCGUUCGUCGUCUCAAGUUGUUCGAUGCUUCUCCUCCCUCAUCCGUUUGAUGCAAAAUCUAGAAAAUAUCCAUGUGAAUCCACAUAAUGCAGAGGUACAAAAACAACUAAAUGAGAAUCCAUUCCUUUUCUCAUCCUUUUCAGUUGGGAGAAGCUCUCUUUUUGAAGAAAUCGACAAAACACAUCUGGAAGUGCCUUUCAAUCGCAAUCACAAGUUGGUGGUAAAAAUUGUGGCUAAAGUGAAAGAUGAACAUAAGCUAUUUGAUGAAAUGCGAAGGAGAAUUUUAAGUUUUAAGAACCACAAGUAUUUGGUUUCUUUUUUAAACAAGGAGCAUUUGGAGCAUUUUCAAGUUCUUGCAGAACUACAAGUCCCUUACCUGGUCGGUGGAGAUGCCGAUUGA
Molecule: messenger RNA, 690 nt
Organism: Cucumis melo (muskmelon)
Lineage: Eukaryota; Viridiplantae; Streptophyta; Magnoliopsida; Cucurbitales; Cucurbitaceae
Exons: 5
Coding region: 340-690 (116 amino acids)
Source: RefSeq, a predicted model, not a curated record